Prunus armeniaca (apricot) is the source of this 1545-nucleotide messenger RNA. The record is from the annotation of a GenBank genome assembly. NCBI's taxonomy places the organism in Eukaryota, Viridiplantae, Streptophyta, Magnoliopsida, Rosales, Rosaceae.
AUGGAAAAGUCAAGAAUUGGUGUUAUAUUAUUUCUUUUGUACCUGUCUGUCUUCUAUCCUCAAUCUGAGGUUCAAUCAUUCGCUACUCCAUCUGAUCAUGAUUUAAGCUACAUGAAAUUUGUCUAUAAUUCCAUUGAUCUGCCAUUAGAAGAAGUGUACGACUACAUUGUAGUUGGAGGGGGUACAGCAGGCUGCCCAAUAGCAGCAACUUUAUCAGCAAAUUACUCGGUGCUCCUGCUAGAAAAGGGCAGUGUUCCAAGUGCAUAUCCAAGUGUUUUGUGCCAAGAUGGGGUUAUUUCAACUCUCACGCUAGAAGACGAUGGAAAGACGCCAGCUGAAAGGUUCACAUCCGAAGAUGGUGUGGCCAAUGUAAGAGGCAGGGUUCUUGGUGGAUCAAGCAUGAUCAACAUUGGAAUUGAAUGGGACAUGGAUUUGGUUAGCAAGGCCUAUCAAUGGGUUGAAAAUACUGUCGUAUCCCCCCCAAAUGUGUCACGUUGGCAAUCUGUUGUGAAGGAAGGUUUGUUAGAGGCUGGUGUUCGUCCAGACAACGGAUAUAAUUUAAAUCACAUUCCAGGAAGUAAGGUCACGGGUACUCUUUUUGACAAUCAGGGAAGGAGACAUGGAGCUGUGGAAUUGCUUAAUCUAGGAAACCCGAAGAACUUGCGAGUUGCAGUUCAUGCCACAGUAGAGAGAAUCAUAUUCUCUUCCAACGCACCUAGGAGGUCACAUCAGGCCUUCAUACGUGGUAAGGGAGAGGUUAUAUUGAGUGCCGGGGCAAUUGGAAGCACUCAACUCCUGCUACUUAGUGGUGUUGGCCCAGAGUCCUACCUUUCAUCUAUCAAAAUCCCAGUUGUUCACCCCGAGCCUUACAUUGGACAGUUUAUGCGUGAUAAUCCUCGUAAUUACAUCACAAUUUUACCUCCAUUUCAACUGGAUGCCUCUACUCCACAGAUUGCUGGUAUCACAAGCGAUUUCUACAUAGAGACUUUCUCGGGGUUGCCAUUUUCUACUCCACCCUUUAGUGUUUUUCCUGAUCCAUCUUUCUCCACAAAGAUAAAUUCAACUUUCAGACAAAUUGCGUACAAAGUUCCAGGACCCUUGUCCUAUGGUUCGCUUAGGCUGCAGUCGUCCUAUGAUGUCAAAGUUGGUCCAAAUGUCCGCUUCAACUACUUUGCAAAUCCGCUGGAUCUUGCUCGUUGUGUUAGUGCCACAAGGAAGAUUGGUGAUUUAUUAAGCACAAAUUCGUUGAAACCAUUUAAGGCUCAAGAUUUGCCGGGUAUAGAUGGUUUCAACUUUUUCGGACCACCAUUACCAAUGAACCUUACAGAUACCGCAUCCUUGGAAACAUUUUGUCGAGACACAGUAGCCACAUUUUGGCACUACCAUGGGGGAUGCCUUGUGGGAAAGGUGGUUGAUGGGGAUUUACGAGUCAAGGGGAUCAAUGCCUUACGUGUUGUUGAUGGAUCCACAUUCAAGUUCUCACCAGGGACCAAUCCUCAAGCCACCCUCAUGAUGUUGGGCAGUCGACAGUGGGUGGAAGAUUAA